AUGCCCUUCUACACAGUUAAGGUGGAAUGGACGAAGAAAUAUGACUGCAUGGAACAAGCGAUACGUUCACAUCUCACAAGUGCACCAUCAAGUUGCAACUUUAGAAUAUUUAACAGGCUGUGUCACAAAGUUGAAAAAGCGAAACACACAACUGAACAAUUUCAAGCAAUUCGAUGUCAAAGGGACCUCCUUUAUUGCUCCACUGAGCUUUCAAAUAUACAGACAGAAAGACAAAUAGUCAUAAUUGAAAGAUUGAAGAGUGGGAGCGUCGUAAGCAGAUUUGUGCAUCUGCAUACUUCAUUGGGCUUGUUAUGUCUGCUGUGCUUCAAAUCAACUUAUGUGUCAAAAUCACGUCUUCUGAAGCGUAAAUGUGUGCAAAUAUGCAUGUUUGUUCUGUUAUAUUAUGCCAUUUAA
Molecule: messenger RNA, 414 nt
Organism: Helobdella robusta
Lineage: Eukaryota; Metazoa; Annelida; Clitellata; Rhynchobdellida; Glossiphoniidae
Exons: 3
Coding region: 1-414 (137 amino acids)
Source: RefSeq, a predicted model, not a curated record